Ixodes scapularis (black-legged tick) is the source of this 1369-nucleotide messenger RNA. Its product is annotated as aurora kinase A. Gene Ontology annotation, cellular component: spindle midzone; spindle microtubule; chromosome passenger complex. The record is from RefSeq and is a predicted model, not a curated record. Gene Ontology annotation, molecular function: protein kinase activity; ATP binding. The transcript has 7 exons. The coding region runs from base 203 to 1093 and encodes 296 amino acids. NCBI's taxonomy places the organism in Eukaryota, Metazoa, Arthropoda, Arachnida, Ixodida, Ixodidae. Gene Ontology annotation, biological process: mitotic spindle organization; regulation of cytokinesis; protein phosphorylation.
UUUAAAUUUGAAAACUGCCGUAGCUUCGCCAGUGUCUCGCUCAUCCGUUCAGUUCAUCAGUCGUGUUCCUUUCUUCUAAUCGGUUCUACAACUGUUCUCUUUGACAGUGUGUUAUUUUUCCGCCUUAGCUGGUGCUUUCAUUUGCACUCAAAUCUUCGAGGACUACCGCUAACGUCUCAUUUGUAGUGCUUCGUCCCUGACAAUGGCCUCCAAGGAGAACUUCCCGCCGAGUCCGCCAAGAGAACUUCCACCGGGCGCAAAACCGAAAAAGUUCACAACGGAAUGGACACUGCAGGAUUUUGAAGUAGGCAAGCCACUGGGCAAGGGGAAGUUCGGAAAUGUUUACCUGGCACGCGAGAAAAACACCAAGUUCAUCAUCGCCCUCAAGGUGAUGUUUAAAUCUCAGCUUCAAAAAAAUAAUGUUGAGCAUCAGCUUCGCCGUGAAAUUGAAAUCCAGUCGCAUCUCAGCCACCCUCACGUCCUGAAACUGUACGGGUGGUUCCACGACGCCACCCGGAUCUACCUGAUCCUGGAGUAUGCACCCAACGGCGAGCUCUACAAGCAGCUCACAAAGGCCAAGAGGUUCGACGACAAGAGGGCCGCCACCUACAUCUACCAGAUGUGUGUGGCCCUCAAGUAUUGUCACGCCAACAAGGUGAUCCACCGGGACAUCAAGCCCGAGAACCUGCUUCUCGGCUACAACGGGGAGCUCAAGAUUGCGGACUUCGGCUGGUCUGUGCACGCGCCCUCAUCCAGGCGGGUGACCAUGUGCGGCACCCUGGACUACCUGCCGCCCGAGAUGGUGGAGAACAGCGUGUACGACGAGCGGGUGGACCUGUGGGCCCUGGGCGUGCUCACCUACGAGUUCCUGGUGGGCAACCCGCCCUUCGAGUCCAAGUCUACCCAGGCCACCUACGGUCGCAUCCGUGCCGUGGAUCUUCACUUCCCGGAUCACGUCUGCCCGCCGGCUAGGGACCUCAUCGGCAAGCUCCUGAAGAAGGUCCCGAAGGAACGAGCAUCGUUGGACGAAGUGCUGGCACACCCGUGGGUCGUGGACAAUGCCGACACGACCGUCGAAGCGUCGACUCUUUGAAUGCAUCGCGACAGCCAUUUUUAUCAUUUUGACAAACUCUAGACCUGUCUGUACUGUGGACAGAUACCGAACGGGAGAGAACUUCCUUUUCUCGGUUCUGCCCCUCAAAUCCACUAGUCAGAUCAAGGUCUUUUUUUUUUUUUUUCUUGGGUAUUUUUGGGAGUUUUAUGUACAGAUAAAUGACUCUUUGUAUAAAGACACUUUGUAACAUAAAAUAUGCGCGGGAGAUAGACGAUUUUAUAUUUUAUCAAUAAACUGCUCGCUGAAGUUUCUGUU